AUGCUCCCUGUCCUCCUGCUUGCUGGGUUAAUUCUGGCGCUGGCCAUCCCUGGCGCUGCAUCCGAGUCGGCCACGCUGCGGUUCCUGGGCCAAACAGACUUUGUUGUCAACGAGAGCAACAUGGCUGUGAUCCGGCUGGUGGUGGAGCGAGUGGGAGACCCGGUCAACGUGACGGCUUUGGUUAUGCUAGAGGGAGUCAACACGGGGGACUUUGAAUCCAUUAAUGCUGCAGCCUUCCUGCUGUCCUCUGAGUCCAACAAGACCAUCUUCAUCGCUGUGAAAGACGAUGACUUGCCUGAAGCCGAUGAGACGUUUACCUUCAACCUGACACUACAGAGCUCCUCUAAUGGCGUGACACUGGGAAAACCAAAUAAGGCGACCAUCACAAUCCUCUCGAAUGACAAUGCCUUUGGAAUAGUUGGCUUCAACUCCACUGAAGACAUUGUAGUCGAUGAACCGAGAGGAAGGAACCAGUAUGUGCCUUUCACCCUCAUUAGGGAAAAGGGAACAUAUGGGACUGUCAACGUAAACUUUGAGAUCUCUGAGGGUCCCAACCCGGCCAUCGAGGACCUCAGUCCAGACCGAGGGAACAUCACCAUUCCUGUGGGACAGGCUGUUGUACACUUUAGUAUCCUCAUCAAAGAUGACCAGAUCCCAGAGGACGAGGAGGUGUUUUCUGUCAAGCUAACGGCCGUGGCAGGUGGAGCCCUCCUCAAGCCCGAUGCCAGCCGUGUCCGGCUGAGAAUCCGGCGUAAUGACAGCCCGCUGCGGUUCUCCCGCUCCAUCAUGGCGGUACCAGAGUCCGCUGGAAUCAUUGCCCUCAAUGUGACCCGUGGUCGGUUGACAGAGGACGGUCCACUCAUCGGUUCUGUUGACACAGAGGUCUCUGUAGAUUACAUGGUGGUGAGCAGUGGAGGACAGGGCAGCGCCACACCAGCAGUGGAUUUCCUCGACCUACAGCCAGUCAGAACGGUUAUAUUCCCUCCAUUUGUCUACAAGGCCAGCCUGUUGUUCCAAAUCAGGGAUGACGUUGUGCCAGAAAUUGCAGAAUCCUUCCACCUGGUGUUGCUGGAGGAGACCAUCCGAGGAGAUGCGGUGCUCGUAUCACCCAAUGCUGUGCUGGUGACCAUCGAGCCCAACGAUAAGCCCAAUGGCGUCCUGUCAAUCAGCAGCAGCGCAGUCAUUCAGCCAAUAACCAUCAAUGAAGACCUGACCGAGAGAUUUGAAGGACUCAUUAUUGUAAGAAAUGGAGGCAGCUAUGGUGCCGUGUCCGCUAACUGGUCCAUCAGUAGAAACUCCAGUGACCGCUCUCCGGUGUCGGAUGACUUGCGGCCUGCGGCGGGCACGGUGAGGUUUGCCGCCGGUCAGGUGACGGCCGUGAUUCCCAUCGACAUCGUGGCGGACGAUCAACCGGAAGAAGCAGAGGCUUUUGUUUUCAAGCUGGAAAACAAUACUUCACCUGGAAAUGCGGAGGUCGACGAACCAAUGGAGAUUGUGUUCUACAUCCAGGACAGUGACAAUGUCUAUGGGCUUUUUCGUUUUGACCCGGCAAAAAACCAAAGCAUCCAGAGCCAACCCGAGGGUCGUUUCCUUUCACUAAACUUCCUGCGAGAAGGUGGUACACUGGGCGAUGUGUCCAUGGCCCUCACCGCCCUCUACAUUCCUGCAGGUCCUAUAGACCCAGCACUGGCCGGGGACCAGGUUCUGAAUGUGAGCAGGUCCGUUAAGUUGGCGUUUGCCCGUGAACGGAUGGUCCACGUUACACUACCAAUAAGGAAUGACGCCUUUCUGCAGAAUGGAGCUCAUUUCCUAAUACAGUUGAAAACACUGGAGCUGGUUGAUAUAAACACCCCAAUCCAGUCAAACAGCCCUAUGUUUGGGGGACCUCUGAACCUGACCUUGACUGUCACCCCUGACAUUGCUAAUGGGGAAAUUGGCUUUACAAGUAACAGCACGGUGGUGGUUUAUGAACCAGAGGACGGCAACACCAGCACCGUGAGCCUUCCCCUGCGCCGCGAUGGAACAGACGGUCAGGCUGAGGUGUUCUGGAGUCUUCAGCCCAUUGGAGACAAUAUUGUGGCGAUAAGCGUUCAGGAUUUGGAGCCCCUAAGUGGCUCCGUGGUCUUCCUCUCCGGGCAGAGCGACGCUUCCAUCAACUUUACCAUCAUGGCUGACGAUAUCCCAGAAGUCAACGAGACCUUACUGCUUACUCUGGAUAGGAGUAAUGUUGAGAAUCAGAUCCUGAAAGCUGGCUUCACCAGCAGAGAGGUUGUCAUCAUGGAGAACGAUGACCCCGGGGGAGUCUUUGAGUUCUCCUCAGUCUCCAGAGGUCCACUGGUCAUCAAUGAGGGUGAGGCUGUGGAGCUACAUGUGGUCAGAGCCAAGGGACAGCUGCUGAAACAGCUGGUGCGAUACGACGUCAUGCCUGUUGGCAACACUGAAUUCUAUGGCGCCACUGGCAUCCUGGAAUUCAAACCAGGAGAGAAAGAGGUGGUGGUGGCAAUAUUUGCAAGGCUUGAUGGGGUGCCUGAGCUGGACGAGACCUUCUCUGUGGUACUUAGUAGCCACAGCACUCCACCCAGUCGCCUAGGCAACGACAGGGAGGUCAACAUCACAGUACGGAAGAACGACGACCCCUUUGGGGUCAUUGAGUUCAUCCAAUCAGGACUGUCAGUGGCCAUCAAUGAGAGUAAAGGGGACAAGCUGCACCAGGCGGUGUUCCCCGUUGUGAGGAACAGGGGUCAUUUCGGAGAAGUGUCGGUUUCCUGGGUCUUGGAGCCGGCCUGGUCAGGAGACGUCGAUCCCCUCCAGGGAAACAUCACCUUCAUGGAAGGGGAGUACCUCAAAAACCUCACUGUCUUCUCCAUACCCGAUGAGAUCCCAGAGGACAUGGAGAAUUUCACCAUCACGGUGUUAAAUGCUACAGGUGGUGCGAGACUGGGAAACGUACUCAAUGCCAGUUUACAGAUAAAUAAGAACGAUGACUCCAUUUACUUUUCCGAACCUGUGGUCGUGCGGCUUCAGGAAGGAGGCCAGGCCAACUUCUCUGUUUUGAGGGAAGGGCUGGCGGACUUUGUUGCCACGGUGAUGUACCGCGUGGACUACGGAGAGGCAUCUCCGGGUGACCUCACCAUGCCGAGCGAGGACAUGCUGCUGGUGUAUGACGUGGGUGAAUGGGUGAAGAACAUCUCUGUGGCUGUGGAAGAUGACAACAUACCUGAGACUGACGAGCCCUUUACCAUUGUUCUCUACAACGCUACCGGUGAUGCCGUUGUGUUUGGAGCGAACACAGCUACGGUGGUGAUUGAGGCCAAUGACGAUACCAAUGGGAUUUUCUUCCUGGAAGCAGGAGAGAAACCAGUCGAAGAGGGCGAGAGCAAUGAUUUUUAUAUCCUGCGCGCUCGGGGGCAUUUUGGUAAUGUUACAGUCUUCUGGCGGCUGUUUGCCAAUGACUCAGUGAGUCCUCUGGAGGAAAACCAGGAGUUUACCAACACAUCUGGAUCCAUCACCUUCGCUCCCGGGGAAGAAACCAAGCCUAUUGUCUUGGAGGCCAUCUCAGAUAAGCUUCCCGAAUUCAACGAGUUCUUCGUCCUCAGGCUGGUGAAUAUCUCAGGUGGUUUCCCAGGGAAAGGUGGACGACUAGCCGAGGCUUCUCUGACUGCCUCGAUCCUCAUCCCUUUGAAUGACGACCCGUUUGGUGUCUUUGCCAUCGCUAACAGCAACUUGGACCAAGAAAUAGCUGAAGAUGUCCUCUCAGAGGAUGACAUGGCCAACGUCGCCUCCUUCACCAUCCUCCGACAGCAGGGUACAUUUGGUGAUGUGCGGGUUGCCUGGGAGAUAGUUUCUGGACGCUUCCCAGAGGGCCUUCCUCUGAUGGACGACCUGCUCCUUCUAGCCUCCUUCCCAGACGAGGUUGAGCUCAGGCCUCAUGCCAGGCGGCACCACUCAGCCACAGACACAUGGUUUUUCUCUGGGCUUCCAGGAGCUUACGGGACUAUCUCUCCUGAAGAUGGGCCUGCGGCUGUUGGAAACUUCAGUUUCUCUGCUUGGCUUGUGCCCGGACCAGACACCGACGGCUUCAUCGUCUGCAAAGGAACCAGGAACGGGAGCCUGCAUUAUGGAGUGAAGGUCCACACCAACGAGUCUCAUGUCAUGGUGAUGCUGUAUUAUACGGUGAUAGGAUCAAACCAUUCCCAAGUGGCCCGGGCCACUGCUGAGAAAUUUGUAGAAAAUAAUUCCUGGUUACAUGUCAUCAUCACUGUUGAUGAUGGGAUUAUUGAGUUCUUCCUGGAUGGGAACCCUAUUCCUGGAGGACUGAAGAGCAUCAAAGGAGAGGGCAUCACUGAUGGACCUGCGUCGGUGUUUAUAGGGUCGGAUCCAGAGGGCGAAGCGCGAUACACGGGCCUUCUCCAGGACGUCCGCUUGUACGGUUCAAAGCUGAAGCGCAGCCACAUUCACGAGCUUCACACCCAGCCUGCUAAAGCAGACCUGCGUAACAUCUCGGGUUACCUACGCUACUGGCAGGAGGAGAGGCAGAAGUCGUUUGUGGUGGAGACCAGGGAUGAUGAUGAGGAGGAGGGAGAGGAAGUGUUCUAUCUCCAGUUGGUAGCAGCUCACGGGGGAGCGCGCCUCCCGUUCCCCAGACCCACCGCUACUGUGCGGGUCAUGAAGAGCGACAAUGCCAACGGGCUUUUUGGGUUCACUGGCGCCUGCAUUCCUGACACCACUGAGGAGGGCUCCACUAUCUCUUGUGUGAUGGAGCGUACGCGGGGAUCUCUGGACCACGUGUAUGUCAACUACAGUGUUACCGCACUGGAGAGCCUGGACAGUGAGAUGCCAGCCCAGCAGGAUUUUGUCAAUGCCACUGGAGCUGUGCUUUUCAUGCCUGGACAGCGCUCUGAGGUCUUGAACCUGUUGGUGUUGGAUGAUAACCUCCCCGAGCUGGCAGAAUCCUUUCAGAUUACAUUGGUGUCAGCAGAGUCCGGCGAUGGGAAGCGUGGCUCCACCCCCACCAGUGGUGCAAGCGUCGACUCAAAUACCGCCGUUAACACUGUCACUGUCACAGCUAGUGACCACCCCUAUGGCCUGCUGCAGUUUCAGUCCAGCCCUCCAGGAGACGGAUUGAUCCCUCCAGCGUUAGAACCUGCCCACACAACUGUUAACGAGGAAGAUGGACAAGUCCGGCUGAUAGUGGACAGGGCCCAAGGCCUUUUGGGAAGGGUAAUGGUCGGAUACAGGACAACCCCAUUCACAGCAUCCAGCCCUGAAGACUACGAGAACUCAGAGGGCAUGCUGGACUUUCUUCCCGGAGAGAGGUCCAAGUUUAUCGCGGUGACCAUUGUCGACAAUCCUGUCCCUGAGCUGGAGAAGAUUUUUAGAGUGGAGCUCUACAAUGCUGAUGGAGGAGCCAGUUUGGGAGCUGCGUCCCGCAUCACGGUGACCAUCGCUACGUCGGACGAUGCCCACGGAGUAUUCCAGUUGAGUCCUGAAUCCCUGGCUGUUAAUGGGACGGAGCCUGAGGAUGGACGUAGCGCUGUGGUCCUGCAGGUGGAUCGGGCCUUCGGUGACCUCUCCAAUGUAACUGUGUACUGGGAGGCUGAUCCGAGUUCUGAGGGGGAGCUACUCAGCAGAUUUGGGAACAUCACCUUUGGUGUAGGUCAGACGUCGAAGAACAUCGUCAUCGAUGUGGCCCAGGACGACGUCCCUGAGCUGGACAAGAGUUUCAGCGUGUCCUUGGUUAACAUCACCGACGGCCGUCUGGGUGUCCGAACAUCUGCUACUCUGACUGUGCUCGCCAGCGACGAUCCUUUCGGUGUUUUCGUAUUCGCGAAUGUGACGAGGUCCGUCCGACUGCCUGAAGCUGACGCAACUGUCUCGCUCACCAUCCUGCGACAGAGGGGCCUGAUGGGUCAGGUGCGAGUAACAUUUGGGACACUGAAUGAGGACGAUCCGGAACCUUACAGAACCCCCGGGGUGGGCCGAGCGACCGAGGGGCGGGAUUUUGUUCCCCUCCUGGAUUCUGUUGUGUUCUUGGCCAAUCAGAGUGAAGCAAACAUCACCCUCCGAGUACUGGAUGACGAGGAUCCAGAAAGAGAUGAGUCCGUGUUUGUGAAGCUGAUCAGUGUUCAACUCAUCAAAGGAGAGCAGGAGCGGCUCAUUUCCACGUCUCCUUCACUGGGCCUCAGCACUGACGUCGUUGCCCAGGUGAUAGUGGAGGCCAGCGACGGUGCUUUUGGAAUCCUGCAGCUGUCGGCGUCCGCCGUCAGUGUCGCUGAGCACUAUGUUGGGCCCAUAAUAAACGUCACACGUGUUGGGGGGAUUUUCGCUGAUGUUUCCGUCAAGUUCCGAGCAGUGCCUUUGACCGCCAGAGUCAGUGAAGACUACAGUGUGGCCUCCACUGACGUGGUCCUCCUAGAGGGGGAGUCCAGUAAAUCGGUACCCAUCUAUGUCAUCAAUGACGUGGUCCCUGAGAUAGAGGAGACCUUUCUCAUCGAACUGAUCAACCAGACCACCGGCGGCGCUCUCCUGGGGGAGCUCACGCGUGCCAUCAUCACCAUACUGCCUUCUGAUGACCCCUUUGGCGCCUUUGUCUUCCAAGCUGUUCCAGUUACCAUCGAGGAACCAGGGUCUAAUUCCAUGGAGGUCAAGUUGCCCAUAGUCCGUAAUGCUGGUACUAUUGGCACAGUGGUAGUCCAAUGGCAGGCCACUGUCAAUGGUGAACUAGCCGUGGGGGACAUCCGACCUACAUCGGGAGAGGUUACAUUUGCUCCUGGAGAGACCAUGAAGUUGCUCUGGGUGGAGAUUUUAGCUGACGAUGUACCUGAAAUCACUGAGAUAAUUAAGUUGGAGCUUAUUGGUGCCAGUAAUGGAGGAAGCCUCGGAGCCGAUACGUCUGUUAAUAUAAUAGUGCCUGACAAUGACAAUCCAUACGGGACAGUGUACUUUGAACAGACCGUUUACCGCCUUCAGGAGCCACUGGAGGGAGUUUAUAGAGCCAACAUUACUGUCCUCAGGAGAGGCGGUCACUUUGGUCGCUUGGAGAUCGUGUACAGCACCUCUGAGAUGGACAUUGUUGGCAUGGCUCAAGCUGACGGCCAGAAUCUGCUCAUGUACUAUAACCUCCCGAAACCAGGCGUUCCAUCCGCCGCCCCUCUGAGGACAGUGAACAUCACUGGUCAGGGAGACCCCCCGGCUGCGUGCGCUGCUGCCUGUCUGAGAGAGCCUGCUUGCCAGGCCUUCUCGCUGUCAUCAGCGGUGACCUCAACAUCCUGCACUUGGGUGACUUCAGGGGUCGAUCAGCUGACAUCUAAAUCUCAGGUUAUGACGUAUGUGAAGAACAUCACUGCAGCUGCUGUCCUGUUCAGUGCCCAGGCUGUGGCAGGAAGUGAUUACACCCCGGUAACGGCUCAAAGGGCCGUCAUGGAAGAUGGAUCACGGGUUGCCAACCUCACAGUCCCAAUCUUGACUGAUACAUUUCCAGAAUUGGAUGAGAGCUUCUCAAUACAGAUCUUAAAGGUGGAGCUGAUGAAUCUGACGGUGGCGCAGAAGAACCUGCCCUCCGUUGGCCAGCCAGACAAAGCUGUGGCCAUUAUAGGGAUGAAUGGAGAUGCGUUUGGCGUAUUUUUGAUCUACAGCCUCAGUCCCAACACCACUAAUGAGGGGCUCUACCUAGAGGUUCGAGAAGAGCCAAUGGUUGUGGUGCCCCUCGUUAUAGAGAGGAGAGGAGGGAAUCUGGGCACUGUCACCGUAGAGUGGAGGUUCGUUGGAGGAAAGGCCACGCCGGAUGUUGACUUCACUGCUACUGGAGGGAUUCUGGUCUUUGAUGGUGAUCUGAAGAAGACAAUCGAGGUUUUUAUCAGAGACGACAUCGAGCCAGAGGACAACGAGAGCCUCAUGAUUGGUCUCGUUAAUACGGAGGGAGGAAGUCGGAUCCUGCCCAACUCUGACACUGUAACCAUAGUGAUACUGGCCAACGAUAACGUGGCUGGGAUAGUAGGAUUUCACCCAGACUCCCGUUCUGUCAUCGCCAGAGAAGGUGAAAGGCUGUCCCUAUCAGUGUCGAGAACCGCUCCAGGUCUGGGUAAUGUCACCGUCGACUGGAAUGUACAGGGGCCCCUCGUCGACCGGACCUUCACCCAAAGCUCAGGGACACUGUUCUUUACUGAGGGAGAGCUAAAUAACACCAUAGUCCUGCAGCUUCUUGACGAUGCCACACCAGAGAACAAAGACGAAUACAAAGUGUCCUUGUCCAACACACAAACGUUUGGUGUUGUGGUGACAGGUCAUGCUACCCUGGAUGUUCAGGGCAGUGAGGCGGUGCUUACUGUGGACACCAGCGAUGAGCCCUAUGGGCUGCUGACUAUCGCCCCGUCAUCCAUGAGGGUGACCACAGAGGAACGGGACCGAACUCUAAACAUCUACGUCAACAGAGAGUUUGGAGCCUCAGGAGCAGUGAAUAUCACCUAUGAGGUGAUGAAAGGUUCUCUACAAGACGUCUCCCAGGUGGAGGGUUCUCUCGCUGACCCGGGACUCGACUUCAUCUCUGGUACUGGUUCUGUAAUCCUUCAAGAUGGACAGACUUCUGUCGCCAUCUCUGUCACCAUACUGGAGGACGACAUUCCUGAGUUGCAGGAGUUCUUUCUGGUCAACAUUACAUCAGCAGUACUCAUCACGACCCUGGCCACUGUUUUCAAACUAGAAGUUGUGUAUUGCACAUUGCCAGACACUCAAGGUUUGGUGGCAGAGGUUAGCAUCGCUGCUAAUGAUGGAAUACGAGGAGUCGUUGAAUGGACAAACACUAUGUUCGAAGUGAAUGAAACAAUCGGAGUACUCACUCUGGUGGCUUACAGGAACAAGGGGACGUAUGGAAAUGUCUCUCUCUUCUUCUAUGCUCAGAACCUAGAAGCUCAACAGGGACUGGACUACAACACCAGUGAAAUGAUGCUCCAUUUUGUGGAUGGCGAAAGGCAUAAGUUUGUAGAAGUACAGAUCAUCGAUGACGCCGAUCCAGAGGGAGCUGAGAGGUUUCAGCUCAUCCUGUCCGAGCCUUCCCCGGGGCUGCAGCUGGGAACCAAUACCUCAGCCACAGUGAAUAUCCUGGCCAGUGACGAUGGACACGGUGUCAUUUCAUUCAACGCCAGCGAGCAUUUCUUAUUGAGGGAGCCCACAUCUGUGUCUGGGCUGAGUGAAAGCGUGGCAGCGCUGUACGUGGUUAGGAACCCCGAGAAAGGCACAUUUGGUACCGUGACCGUUCAGUUCACCAUUACUGACGCCAACGGCAGUCUAGCAGAGGGCGAUGUGAGGCCAGCACAGGGGUUUGUGGUGCUUGAGGAUGGAGCCAGAUUUAAGAUGCUGGAGAUAUGGGCAGUACUCGAUGCUGAGCCGGAAGGGAAUGAAACCUUCAUCGUGAGCCUGUCCAGCCCAACAGGAGGAGCACGGAUGGGGGACCAACUCAAAACCCUCAUCACCGUCUUGGAGAACUUAGCUCCCUCUGGCUUGUUCCGCAUUGGACCUACGAUCAACAGAACCAACACAGAAGUGGUUGCUGAUGAAGGUGGCAUGGCGGUCUUCCUCACCGUGUCUCGCAGUAAUGGACUGGAGUCGUCUGUCAGUGUGGAAUGGGAGAUGCAAUCGGACACAGCUACUGCCACUCAGGGUCAUCUCCCAGUGAUGGGUGUGUACCAGAGCUUUGAGGACACUCCCACCUCAUCUUGGUGCUCCCUUCCUCAAGGGCCUUCCUUCCUGGCUAUGAGGCUGGAUAGGAGGCCCAUUGUUGGAUCCUCCCACACCUUGGCCACUCUUUAUCGGUGGCAAGGGGUCUUUGUGCCGGUCGAGUCUGUCAGGAUUCAGGACCCAAGCUCUUGUGUGGGGUUUGCAGUGAACGGCUCCACCUACAUCGGAAUUACACAUCGUGGUUCUCCUUUUCACACUGCGGCCAACCUCAGCAUCUUCAAAUUGCAGAUGGACCUCAAUCUCACAAUGGAACAAACCCUAGCAGUCGAAGCUCUGGAUGUGAAACACUUCUCCACGGAAGGCAGAGAUUAUCUAAUAGCAUCAAGCCAGAUUUUUGUUUGGGCGGGAGGUUCCUUCACCCUCCUCCAGACGCUCGACUUCCCAGAGAACAUCCUCAGUGUCGCUCCAUUCACUCGUGCCGCUGCUCCCUACCUGUUGGUGUGCGUCAACAGACAGACCGCCAGCUGCCUCCUGCUUCAGUGGACCAGCGGGAGAUUUGAGAACCCACAGCCUCUCCUUCUCGCUGGCAGAGCGAUUCACGUGGAGACGAUCGACACUGAGGCAGAGGACACUCUCCUGCUGGUUGUUAUCGAAGGUCCUCCUCCAUCCUGUGUGGUAUUCCAGUGGAGCUCAGGGCAGCCGUCACCACAGCUGUAUCAGUCCAUUCCUCAUCCAGGCCUCACCUCUAUUCACCCCUUCACGUUAUCUUCUGGCAUCACUUAUGUCUUGCUAGCUGGAAGAAAUGGCUCGUCACUCUACUCCUGGAGAUCGGAUGUCGACCUGCUCGCCGUGAUCCUGAGGGCCCCUCCAGCCAUUAGCUUCUUCUCUCUCGUGGUCACAUCCCUCAACACCAACAAGACCCUCUUGGCUUCUGCUGAGGAGAAUUGCUCCACUGUCUAUGAAUUCACUUCUGUCUCCAAUCAGUCUGAUUUCAUACCCAGUUUCGGGGAGUUGCACUUUGCACCAGGUGACAGCGAGCUUGAGAUAGCAGUGAACAUCGUAGACGAUGACAUCCCCGAGGAGCAGGAGUACUUCCAAGUCAGUCUGAAGAAUCCAAAGGGCGGGGCUGAGAUUGGAUUUGGUGGUCAGGUGACUGUCAUUGUCCCAACCAAUGACGAUGCCCAUGGAGUCAUCGGUUUCGCUCAGAAUUCUCUAUCUGUGGAGGUGGAGGAGUUGGAGCAAAGUAAUCAGAUUUCUCUCAGUAUGGAGAGGAAAAGAGGGACUUUUGGCAGACUGACCGUUCACUGGGCCGCCGAUGGCAACCUGGCAGACAUCUACCCCACUUCAGGAGUGGUAACAUUUUCUGAGGGACAGUCGGCGGCCAUCAUCGCACUGACUGUGAUAGCAGAUGGCGUCCCAGAGCUGAGAGAGAGUGUCACCAUCACCCUCGUGGACGUGACCACUGUGGGGCUGCAGGACCUACGACAGGCUGCAGUCAUCGACACGCAGCGGGCAGUAGCUCUGCUCACCAUUCUACCAAAUGGUUCUCCCUACGGGGUGAUUGGAUGGCAUCUGGACUCCCAAUUCACAGUAACACAAGAACCACAGAGGUUUCCAGUCAACGUGACUCUCUCUAUCGUUAGGGAGCAGGGCUCUUCAGGUGAGGUGGAAAUCCAUUAUCAGACCAGGCCGGCCCUGUACCAGCCCCCAUCCAAUCAGGCCGCUGCGGGACAGGACUACACUUCCAAAGACAACACCAUCAUCAUGAUAGAUGGUGCUACAGUGGUCCUUGCCACUGUCACAAUCCUACCGGAUGACAUUCCAGAGCUGGCAGAGAGUUUCUUGGUGAAUAUCACCAGUGUGGAGCUGGUUGGAGGGUCAAUGGGAGCGGGGCAGCCCACUGUGAAGAGGCCUGGCAUGGAAGUAGCAGAGGUCACGAUCCAGGAGAACGAUGACCCUCGAGGGAUUCUGCAGUUCGAUGUCUCUGAGGAUAUCCCUGGAAGCGUGCUGGCAUAUGAGAUUCCACCACCAGACAACGUCCUCCAUCUGUCGGUGGUGCGCCUCGCCGGUACAACUGGUAGACUGGUCAUCUACUGGGAGGCUCAGCCAGUCACUGCUGAUCUGAGCGAUUUCAGCCCCUCAUUUGGGAACGUCACCUUUCAAGAUGGGCAGAGUAAUGCUACGAUCGACAUCACCAUCUCGGAUGACGACCGGGCGGAGACUUUGGAGACCUUCAGAGUGACUUUACUGCGUGUGAUUGGCGGUGCUCAACUGGGCGAAGCUACUUCUGUCACUAUCAGCAUUCCACCCAACGACUCACCGCUCGGGCGAUUUGGAUUUCAGGAACUGGAGGUUACGGUCAGCGAGCCGGAGUCUGUGGACGAUCCUGCUGCCGUAGCGACUCUCUCAGUGCUGCGCAGCCCGGGGGGCGAAGGGGCAGUGACUUUAGGGUGGCAGCUGGAAGGCCAGGCUUCAGAUGACCUCUCACCUUUCAAUGGAACUCUUGUCUUCACUGAGGCUGAAUCUGUAAAGUCGUUCAUGAUUAGCGCCCUCGCUGAUGCAGCACUGGAAGGAGAUGAGCAUUUCACUAUCAUGCUGUUUCCUGCUGGGAGUGGAGCUGUCAUUGACCCUUUAAAAGGCAUGGCCACCAUAACUAUCAGGGCAGACAAAGCUGCCCUGGGGAUUAUUGGGAUAGAAGAGUCCUCCUGGAACAUUCUCAUUGGAGAACCUGACGGAGAUUACAACGGCAGUGCAGUGGUUAGCCUCGUGCGAGGGCUCAGUGUGUUUGGAGAGGUCCAGGUGUACUGGAAUAUCACUCCAGCUGUGCUCUCUGAGUUUGAAGCGAUCUCCGGCACUGUGACUAUGAAAGACGGACAGUCUUUUGCCAACAUUAUUUUGACGGCCCUGGAUGAUGAUAUCCCUGAAGAGCGUCGUGAGUACCAGCUGACUCUGACCUCCGCCACCGCUGGGAUGGAAAUCAGUUCUAUAGCCAAGCAUGCAAAGAUUAUUAUGGCAGCCAGCGACAAUCCCUAUGGUCUGUUCUCCUUCACCCAACACCAGAUCAGGGCCUCCGAGGAAGAGGGAACGGUGAAUGUGACAGUUUACCGCUCCUUAGGCAGUCUGGGCAGUGUGUGGGUGACCUACCAGACCUCAGGCCACACAGCGCUCAGUGGAGUGGACUUUGCUCCGGCUUCAGGACGACUACUCUUCACUCCGGGCCGGACCUCACAACAAGUCACACUGCACAUCCGGGAUGACAGUCUUGCAGAAGAUACUGAGAUGUUCUUCCUCAACAUCACGGAGGUGGAGCUAGUCAAUGUCAGUGCUGUUGGGUCGGGUCUCCAGCUGGACCAGCCUCCAGCUAUAGGCAACAUCUCUUCUCUUGCUGUGGUCAUAUUAAAGAAUGACAAUGCUGAGGGUAUCCUGGAGUUCAGGCAGGAUUAUGUCAACAUUACAGUUGAGGAGGAUGUGGGCGUCGUGUUGAUCCCGGUGGUUAGGAGAGUGGGCUCAUACGGGCUGGUCUCGGCUCAGUUCACUUCUCGAGGCCUGAGUGCAACGCCUGACCUCGACUACAUCCUGAAUAAUGGCUCAGCGACGUUUGUCAAUGGCCAGAAUACCAGUUACAUCAAUGUGACUAUUAUAGAUGACCUGGACAGUGAGUUUGCAGAGGUAUUUGAGGUCCUGCUGGUUGGAGCUACAGAAGGAGCCGUGUUGGGCUCUCAACAAGUUGCCAGGGUAACCAUCGCCAAGAGUGACUCUCAAAGCGGGGUGGUCCGCUUCCUGAACCAGAGCCUUGUCACUCUGGUCAAUCCCAACUCCACUCUCAAACUGAGUCUCGUUCUGGAGCGAGCGGGAGGCCUCGUGGGCGACGCAACGGUCGCUUGGAUCCUUCUUGGACCAAAUAGCAAAGAGGUCCUUCCCCCAUUGAAUAAAGACAUUCGAGAGCCUGUGAACGGGUCCUUCUUCUUCAGCGAUGGAGAAGAAGGUACCCGGGUCAUCGAGCUGCAGAUCCUCCCCCACGGGGAGGUGGAGGUGGAGGAGACGUUCGUUGUGGAGCUCAGCAUUCUGUCUGGAGAGUUGGAUGUUGACCCUCGGGCUGGCUCCGUAACACUGAAGAUAGAGAAGUUUGGUGACCCAAACGGCGUCGUCCAGUUUACUGAGGAUGCUCUUCGAGAGCGUGUCUAUAAUGAAGCCACAGACAGGCCCUUCAACAUUUCCUUGUAUAUUACACGCAGAGAGGGUGUCGUGGGUAACAUCACGGUGCGUUGGCAGAUCCAGAGCGACUCAGAUAUAGAAGGUGACUUCCUCGCCUUAGGUGGCUCAGUGUUGAUCCUGGAAGGCCAACGGGAUGCAGAAAUUGUCCUCAGCCUGAUGCCUGAUACGGUGCCAGAGCUAGAGGAGCUCUACACUGUGCAGCUCACGGCUGUGGAGGGUGGUGCCACUCUGGAUGCCAACUAUAACCUGCUCAGGACGCGUAUCAGGGUACCUGCUAACGAUGAGCCCCACGGUGUCUUUACCCUGAACCCUGACCAACAGUUCAUUGUGAUAGCGACGUCAGGUUCUCAGGUCGCCAGAGCUCUGGUUCUGAAUGUGACACGGCUUGCCGGGCUGUUUGGCAACAGUAGUGUGGGCUAUAGGAUCAGUGGGGGGAUGGGCGAAGUGAUGGACAUCAAGGAAACACUGGGAGGACAAGCUGAAGGAAGACUGUUCUUCAGAGAGGGACAGACCUUCAGUUCUAUCACGGUGCCCAUCAGCAGUCGGGUGUUUUUGUCAGUGGGUGACAGCUUCACAGCAGAGCUGACAGACGUCAGACUCGACGGUCCCAUCCUCGGCUCCCCGCCGCGCCUCCUUCAUGAGGCCAGCAUCGCGACGGUGACUGUGUCUGAAGAAGCUGCCAGCUCAGAGGUUGGCUUUGCCUCGCUGGCUCUGCAUGUUUCAAGUGUUGAAACAGGGGCAUGUGAAGCAACGGUGACACGAAGAGGGUUGUUUGGAGACGUCCGGGUCCAGUGGAAAGCCGGCUACCCUUCAGGUCAGGCUCCGCCAGGGCUCCGUCUGGGAGCUAUCGCCCCAAAUGCAGGCUCACUCACCCUGGUCCACGGGGAGAAGACUAGAGCCAUAUCUCUGACAGCUGCUGCUGAUGCAUCUGAGCCGGCUUCCUAUGCUCUACACCUCACUGCUGCUACCUCCACGACUUCUGUGAAGCUCAGGUCAGGAUUCACUGUGACAGAAGUGGAGCCAUUGGGAAUCUACCAGUUUGCCCCCGAUUCCCGCCAGUUGGUCAUAGCAGAGGACAUCCAGACGAUCACCCUUUAUGUUCAGAGACUCUACGGCUCUCGGACCAACAGCACCCUCCUGUCCUACACAACAGUGGCAGGCAGCGCAGCACCGGGAGAGGACUUUGUUGCCGUGCCAGACGGCCGUUUGCUCUUUGACUCGCCUCUCCAAGCCAACACCUCUUUCUGCCUUUCGAUACUCGACGACUCGCUUUCAGAGGCUGAUGAGAACUUUCACGUCAACCUGACAGAUGUUCAAGCCCUUAGUCCAGACUUGGCUUGGCCAGAUACGUCUCCUCGCCUCAACCUUCAGCACAGGGUGUCCACUGUGACCAUCCAAGCCAGUGAUUUGACCGGAGGAGUGCUCAGUAUCGGACCUGGACUGGUCCACAUACCUGAAGACAAGGAUGAGGGGACCCAGCAAGAGCAACGUGUCGUUCUAAGGGUGCGCAGGUCCGACAGUGUGGCCGGGGCCGUGAGGGUUAGAGUUCAAGCAUAUGGAGAUGGAAGUACCACACCUCUUCCCUUCACUCUGGACCCCGUUGGCACUCUUGCAAAGGAGGAACAGGACUUCCGCUUGGAGUCCACCAUCGUGUCCCUUCAGGCUGGUCAGAAUGAGACGGAGAUUAUCCUCUUCAUCCUGGAUGACACCGAGCCAGAGGGACAGGAAGUGUUCUUCGUUUACCUCAGUGAUCCAGAGGGAGGAGCGCAGAUAACAGACGGUCCAUACCAGGGCUUUGGAGCUUUUGUCAAGAUCACUAUCCUUGGGAGUGACUUCCACAACGGCAUUGUCGGGUUUAGUAUCAAUUCUCUGUUUGGUCAAGUUCUGGAUGAAGAUUCGGUGAACAGAACUGCCCUCCUUUACCUCCAGAGACAGGAAAACAGAGCCUUUGAGGAUGUGCAGGUCUUCUGGAGAGUUACCUUGAGCGAGGCCGCUCUAACUCUUGUGAACCAUGGAGUCAACCUCACCGGACAGCUUCUGCAGACCUCAGGAAUGGCACUGUGUCGGAGAGGAGAGACGCUCUGCGCCCUCACUGUCGAGGUCCAGGACGAUGAGGAACCAGAGCAGCAGGCGUGGUUCUUGGUAGAGAUUUAUCAGGUGGGCGCUGGAGCUACCAUUAACGAGACAACCCGCUUUGCCAACGUCACAUUGGCAGAGAGCGACGAUCCACAAGGCGUUACGUACUUUGCCGCUGGUCACAGACUGCCCAUUGCCACCCUGACGACCAUGAGGCUGACCCUCCGAGUCCACAGACGAGCAAGCACAGCUUCGGUCGAAUCUGUACAAUAUCGCACUCUGGAGCUCCCCAGAGAGGAGCUAGUGGGACCCUCUACAAUAUGGCCCGCCAAAGCAGGGAUGGAUUUUCCCAAACAGGAGGGUAGGCUAACCUUUAAUGUGGGCCAGCGUAACACAUCAUUGGACAUUUACCUCACACCUGACCUCGCCUCGACACCACCCACACCGAAGCGCUUCCAGGUGGAGCUCUACAACGCUACAGGGGGAACCAGAGUGCACCCUCUGUUUGGGGUGGCUAAUGUGACUCUGGUGUCAAAUGCAGCAAGUGAAGCCGUUUGGCUCAUACUGGAACAGUUGCAUCAGCCUCUCGACUCAACUAUAUUGAACCAGGUGCUGCAAAGACUGAUCAAUAAGGUCUCCACACAUCUAUCGCGUGAGCAGAUGGCCGCCGUGCUGGAAGCUCUGGGGAAGGUACUAGCAGAGGCAGAGAGGGCUCCUUUACAGGAAAGUAGCCGCAACCUGACUUACAAUCUUCUGUGUGCCUUGGCCAAUCCCAGCAGAGUCGACACCCGAGGCCUCAGCCACCUCGCCGAGGUGGCUGAGCGAUUUGCAUUCUCCCUCCUCACGCAACGUCCGUGUGAGAUAAGGGGUACCAUCCUGGAAACGUGUCCCUAUAUGUCCAUCUCUGCCUUCCAGUGGUAUCCCACACAGAUCAAUGGACACAAAUUCAGGGGCCGUAACGCAGACUUCUUCCAGCUGCCAGAGACUCUGCUGGCGGUGCCGCCGGUCUCCACUGCUGACUGUGGCAACCUCAGCAAGAUCCAGCUGACCGAGUUUAGAACUGAACACUGGUUUCUCGCCAAUGACACACACAUUGCUCUCAAUGGGAAGGUAUUCUCAGCCAGCCUCCAAGACAGAAGGUCACGACCCCUAGAAGAUGGCACGGAGGUGGUGUAUCGUAUCCACGCUCCUGGCCAGCAAGUCAAACCAGGCCGAUCGCUGUGCCUUCUUUGGAACCAGACCACUGCGAGCUGGUCAUCAGAUGGUCAAUACUGCAGGGUUGUGAAAGAGAGUGGGAACUAUGUGGAAUGUGCCUGCUCCCACCUGUCUGUCUACAUGGCCUACGCAGAGUUUGCUACUCUCGCAUCCUACAACGACGCCUUCUAUGCCUCGGGAUUUAUCUGCAUCUCGGGUUUUGCAUUGGCCAUUAUAUCCCACGUGCUGUGCUCCCGUUUCCCUAUGUUUGCUGCAAAACUGCUCACUCACAUGAUGGUGAGCUGCCUUGGAACACAGAUCUGUUUCCUGGUGUCAGCUUUCCGUGGCAGAAUGUUUUCAGAGGACAGCUGUGCCGCUCUGGCGCUCUUCUCUCACUAUUUCCACCUCAGCCAGUUCUUCUGGAUGCUCAUACAGACGGUGAACUUCUGGCAAGUGCUGGUGAUGAAUGACGAGCACACGGAGCGCCGCUACCUGCUCUACUUCCUGUUGGGCUGGGGACUCCCGGCUCUGGUCAUCAUCGUCCUGGUCGUCGUCCUGCUCGGCGGCUUCGGGUGGACGAUACACGCCGUGUACGGGCUGGUUCACGGAGACGUGUGCUUCAUCCCAAACAUCUAUGCAGCUCUGUGUACGGCGGUGCUGGUGCCUCUCAUCUGUCUGGUUGCGGUCAUGGUGGUGUUCAUCCACGUCUACCAGGUCACUCUGCAGUGGAAGGCGUACGACGACAUUUUCAGAGGACGGACCAACAGCACAGAGGUGCCGCUGGUCCUCUACCUGUUCCUGCUCAUCUCUCUGGUCUGGUUGUGGGCCGGACUCCAUGUUGGCUACAGGUCCCUGUGGAUGCUCAUCCUCUACGUCAUCUUUAACUGCUUGCUGGGCUUGUAUGUGUUUGCCGUGUACUUCGUCAUGCACAACCAGCUGUGCUGGCCGACUAAAGCCAGCUACACGGUGGAGAUGAGCGGCCAUGGCGGUCCUGACUCGGCCUACCAGGGAGGGGGGCCGACCACUGUGGGGGGGGACAUCAACAAAUCAACUCAGAACCUCAUCAGCGCCAUGGAGGAGGUGUCAGCAGACUGGGAACGGACGUCGCUGCAGCCCAGCCGUCAUCCCAGCGGUGUGUUUAAAGCCAGUCCGGUGAUGGGGUACACCACCGAGGGAGGAGGCUUCGCCAACAGCAAUCUCGUCAUAGCAGACGAGGAGUCGCAGGAGUUUGACGACCUUAUAUUUGCCUUAAAAACUGGGGCCGGCCUCAGUAUGAGCGAUAACGAUUCCAUCCCCGGGAGCCACGACGGAGGCAGCAUCACCAACUCCCAAAUCGUGGAGCUGAGACGAAUCCCCAUCGCCGACACACACCUCUGAGCCGCUCGCGGGUCCCGAGUCCUCUCCACUUCAGAGAUAAAUGACAACGCGAUAUUUUUUUAUUAUAAAAUGUUUUUGCACUAAAACACUGUUUUCACAUUUUCAUAUCGAUAUUUGAAUCUGUAUGGAAUUUGUACUGUACUGUUCUAUAUAUAUGAACCUACACAUACAUGUUUGACUAAAUUAAUUUUGUAAGUCCUUGAUGGAGUUGUUGACUGUUUGUAUAUUUGUAUUCUUUGUCCUGUAGAGAUAGAGCCAGAUGUGCUGAGGAUGGACAUUGUGUAACAUUGUGAAUAAACGACUUACCACGUUUUA
This is a messenger RNA of Pseudoliparis swirei, 18849 nucleotides long. It is a transcript of the gene adgrv1, whose product is annotated as adhesion G protein-coupled receptor V1. The transcript is spliced from 94 exons. The record is from RefSeq and is a predicted model, not a curated record. Gene Ontology annotation, cellular component: membrane. Gene Ontology annotation, molecular function: G protein-coupled receptor activity. Gene Ontology annotation, biological process: G protein-coupled receptor signaling pathway; cell communication; negative regulation of adenylate cyclase activity. Bases 1 to 18534 code for a protein of 6177 amino acids. Lineage: Eukaryota; Metazoa; Chordata; Actinopteri; Perciformes; Liparidae.